Cicer arietinum (chickpea) is the source of this 1150-nucleotide messenger RNA. RefSeq names its product psbQ-like protein 3, chloroplastic. NCBI's taxonomy places the organism in Eukaryota, Viridiplantae, Streptophyta, Magnoliopsida, Fabales, Fabaceae. Gene Ontology annotation, molecular function: calcium ion binding. Gene Ontology annotation, biological process: photosynthesis; photosynthetic electron transport chain. The record is from RefSeq and is a predicted model, not a curated record. Gene Ontology annotation, cellular component: photosystem II oxygen evolving complex; photosystem II; extrinsic component of membrane.
UAACUUCACUUUCAUUUUCUCUUCUGCAAACUCUAAUUUAAUUGUAUAUACUACAUUUCAAAAUUGCCACAAAAAAAUGAACAAACUUUGCAAUCAAUUUCAUUUGGGUCGAUUCAAUUUUUUUUCCUUCCCUUUAUGCAAUUAUGCUACCAUGUGUGUAUGAGUGUUAUGUAAUAAUUUAGUUAUAGAAAUUCAUGUGAAGUUAAUUAAUACAUUUGAUGUUGUUGAUAAGGUUGAGUUCAGAGAACAAUGGAGUUAAGAACAUUUACCUUACAACCGACACACUUGUUUCCAACAUUCACAUGUUGUGUCAAACCUUAUAAUUUCCAGCAUUCACAUAAGAAUGAUUUUUCACUGAAAAUCAGUAGAAGAAAUUUGGGGUUGAUUAUUUUUAGUAGAGAGUGUAUAAUUAGGACAGAGAAUGCAAAUGCAUUUGAGUUUGGACUUGUGGCACCUGAUCAAACAGUUGAAGAGGCACAAAAUGUUGUUAGGGUUCAUGCACAAGAUUUAUUGCAAGUUAGAAAUUUGUUAGAGUCAGAGUCAUGGAAAAUAGCACAAAAAGUAUUGAGAAGAAGCUCAGCACUGUUGAAGAAGGAUAUCUACACUAUAAUUCAAAGCAAGCCUGGAAGUGAAAGGCCACAAUUAAGGAAGCUCUAUUCUACUCUCUUCAACAAUGUUACUAGACUAGAUUAUGCAGCAAGGGAUAAAGAUGGACCUGAAGUAUGGCAGCGUUAUGAGAUCAUUGUUGCGGCUGUUAAUGACAUUCUAUCAAGAAUAUAAUAAUAAAAAUCCUUAGUGUUUUGAUCAAUGGGAGACUAAGCAAUUCUUGAUAAAGUUUAUGUUGAGAAUUAGCCAAAUAUAAUUGUUGCAAGAGAGUGAUGUAUUGUGAUAUACGGAAUCCAAAGUAGCUGAAUGAAGAAAGGGACCCUGUUGCAUAGAUCAUGAAUUUGGUCAUUGAGAUUUAGCUAUGAGAGUGUUGAGUGUCUAAUUAUAGGUGCAAAUAUGUGUUCUGCCUCAGUUUCCUCAGGAGCUAAUGAGAAAUCUAUGCCAACUUUUGAAAUGUUCUUCCGCGGUAAAUAUGAGUCUUGCUAACAAAUGCUUUAAAAAUACAUGUUAAAGAAUCAAAGAUAGAAAUUUUGGAUUGAAUAAA